CUCGCCGACUCGCCGCGCGCCGCCCGCCACUUUUUCCCUGAGUACUUGAGUAGUAGAAGCGUCAAGUCAAUAACGUUUUGCAAACGCCGAAAGUUUGUUGAAGUUCUAUUGAUAAACCGUUUCUAUAUGAUUAUUCUCCAAUAAUGGCUGGUAUUAAAUCUCUUGCCGUUAGAGGCAUACGAAGCUUCGGUCCCGACAAAAACGACGAACAACGCAUCACAUUUCAAACCCCUUUGACGCUUAUAUUGGGUCAAAAUGGUUGCGGUAAAACCACGAUUAUUGAAUGUUUACGCUACGCUAUCACGGGGCAAAUGCCUCCAGGUAGCAGUGAUGAGUGUUUUGUGCAUGAUGCUAAAGUAAAUAAAUCAACAGAAGUCCUAGGAGAGGUCAAAUUGGAGAUCUUAGCUGCAAACGAUGAACAGCUGGAAGUGACCCGCGCCAUGCGUGUGACUGCCCUGCCGGACCGCAAGGUCAAGUUCCAGACCCUGAGCUCCCAGUUGCGGCUGACCAAUGAACAUGGCGAGUCUAGGGAUGUCACGUUGGAUAUGGAUCUGCGGAUGCAUAAUGCUCUUGGUGUCUCCGAUGCCAUCUUGAACUCCGUCAUAUUCUGUCACCAAGAAGACUCUACUUGGCCGCUAGAUGACGGUCAGAAAGUCAAAGAGAGGUUUGAUGAGAUCUUCGAUUCAGAGAAGUACAGCGAGUGCUUCGAACAUCUGAAAAAACUGAGGAAGGAAUACAGCCAUGAUAUUAAAUUGCUUGAACAAGAAGUAGACCAUCUAUUUGAGAAGAAAGAGGAGUUAGAAAAGAAGAAGCUUGACGUUGAGAGCAUAGAGACACUGAUCACCGAAGCCAAUGCUAAAAUAGAAGAGCUUUCCAAGGAGUUGGAGGAGGUGUCCGCUAAGUUGGAAACUAUUAAGACUAUGGAGAAGAGCAUUGUGGGUCUUGAGAAUAAGAGGGAUAAGAUUAAAGUCAAGUUGGAGAAUUUCCAGACUCAAGAAAAGGAAUUGAAGAACGCCAUCAAAUCAUUAUUUGAAGGAACUGUUGAAGAAUUAAAUCAAAGCAUUGCAACCCACGACCAAACAGUAAGAGACAAACAAAAGGAGCUAAUAGAGAUCUACGAAAGGAAGUCGGCCUUCGACAAAGAGAGAGAAAAGAUAGAGAAUGAGAUGACCUACAACAAGGUUAAACUGAACGAGUUUAACUUCCUAGAGAACCAGAAUAAAGAGAAGGUUGACAGGAGGAACAAGUUGAUUGAAGAGGCAUUGGUGUUAGCUGAAUUGGAGUCAAAGGAGAUAAAGUCCGAAGAAGAAGCCGAUAAGGCCAUCAAAGAUCUACAACAGAAAGUUAAAGAGCUGAACAAGGAUCUGACCACUACCCAAUCCCAGGCUGACGAUGAGGCAAACAAGUUGCAGUCUUACGUCAACGCUUGUAGAGAUGCUCUGUCACGACACAACGAGAAGAUAUCAAACAAAGAGCUGGACAUAGAAACGGCCAAGAAACACAUUCUGAAGAAGGACAACGAGAUAAAUGACGCUAACGUGUCGCGGUCCAGGCUCGAUGAGAUCGAGGCCAAGUUGAAGGCGGCUGAGCAGGAACAUCAGGCUGCCAUAGAUGAGCUAAACACUGAAGAUCUACAGAAGGAAAUGAAUGAAGAUGAGAAAUUGAUUGAACAAAAUGAAAAAGAGCUUGACGAAUUGAAUCAGAAGGUGACCAAACUCCAAAAGCAAAGCGCCAAGAUCGCCGAACGCGACACCAUAGACCGCUCAAUCAAAGACAAGCAAGAACAGCUAUCCAGUCUAUUAUCAAAACACAGCGCGACCAUCACAGAGCUGCUUGGUACCUUGCCGGAGGAGAACUUUGCUGUUGCGGUGAAUAAGGUUGAAGCGGAGUGGAAAGCGGAGGUGAAGAGUAGCAAGCAGAAGCUUAAGGAGAAACAGAAGGAGUUAACCAGCCUGGAAGCGGAACGCAAGACAGUAGGCGAGAUGCUCUCAGAGAAGCGCGCUGAGAUCGUCAAAUCGGACGCCAAGAUCAAAAAGGCUUGCGGCAACCAGACAUAUGAUGAGACCCUUAAGGAACUCACUAGUCUAGUUGAAGAUUUACAGGAAAAACAAGCCGUACUGCAAGCAUCAACAGUCGUCAUCGAUAAGUACAAGAGUUUGCUGAAAGACACCAACUGUUGUCCGCUGUGCAACCGGGGUUUCAACUCGGACCUCGAGGUGACGGACCUCAUAUCCUCGCUAGGAAAGCAGGUCUUGAACGUUCCUGCCGAACUGGAGAAGGUGACAGAGGAGCUACAACGCACUUCAGCAAAGAAGGACGACCUACUCGCACUCAAGUCUGUCAAUGGGAAGAUCUCGAGCUUGAGAGACAAGGAGAGGGAUAUAGAGACGAGGCUAGAGGGACUUGAUGGGAGAAUCAAAGCCCUCCAAACAACAGUUGAAGAGCUCACAGCAGUGCUAAAAGAACCUGAGCAAAAACUGCAAAACCUCAAGCAGAUAUCGGGAGACAUGCCGCUCUUGGACCGCUACAAAACUGAGAUCGCCAUAUCUACCAAGAAAUUGGAUGACAUCCGCUCCCAAUGCGACAACGGAAUAGACACCGACAUGACUCUAGACGAAGCGACCAGCCGGCAGCGCGACCUCCGACACGAGACCAGCACGUUGCGGACCACGGUCCGAACCAGUCAGAAGAAACUCAACUCUCAUGUUCGCAAGCUGCAAACAAAGUCUGAUGCCAAGAACAAACUGAAGGAGAAAAUGCUCAAUAUACAGAAGAAGGGAAAUACUCAAGACAAUGGACUAGACACCGACAUGACUCUAGAAGAAGCGACCAGCCGCCAGCGCGACCUCCGACACGAGACCAGCACGUUGCGGACCAGCCAGAAGAAACUCAACGCUCAUGUUCGCAAGCUGCAAACAAAAAGUCUGAUCCCAAGAACAAACUGA
This is a messenger RNA of Cydia splendana, 2945 nucleotides long. RefSeq names its product DNA repair protein RAD50-like. Gene Ontology annotation, molecular function: G-quadruplex DNA binding; ATP hydrolysis activity; single-stranded telomeric DNA binding. The record is from RefSeq and is a predicted model, not a curated record. Gene Ontology annotation, biological process: telomere maintenance via telomerase; double-strand break repair; chromosome organization involved in meiotic cell cycle. Bases 144 to 2945 code for a protein of 933 amino acids. The transcript has 16 exons. NCBI's taxonomy places the organism in Eukaryota, Metazoa, Arthropoda, Insecta, Lepidoptera, Tortricidae. Gene Ontology annotation, cellular component: Mre11 complex; condensed nuclear chromosome.